GAGCAAGUCUACUGGGAAUUCUCGCAGGAACUGACAGUGAGAAACGCGAUCGGUCUUCGAGGAAACACCUGCUGUCGCUGGUGAAUUUAUGGCUCUUUUGCGCUCCAAUGGCAGUUUUGGGGUACGAAAUUGAUUUCUCCCCUUACGUAAUGAAAUCGGAUCGUUGCAGCUUUCAAGUUAAAUGAUGAAUCGAUCCUACGGAGUAAAUCGCAGCUGGCUGUCAACACCUUCCUGGCAAACAUCCGAACUGGUUCCCAAGUUAAAAAAAACUCCUCAACGAAAUAAAACGACAAGAAAAAAGUUCGCUGACAGUCAGCUGUCAAAUUCCUUCGAAUAUCGGAUGUCCUUCGUCGCCGUAAUCCAACGGACCGUCAUCGCAGGAUAAGGGACAGCAUCUCUACCGUACGCUUGCCACUUCUACGAGUCGAUUGACAUCAGCGACUUGUCAGCCAGCGGCAGAACUGCAGUGAAAAAUUUCAACGAAUGAAUUACGUGUCUUCCCAACAACUCCGCAACGAAGUAACAUCGUCCAAGUUCGCCGACAGUCUUCCAAGUUCAACUGCCAUUUAUUUAUCCGAUAUUGGACAUACGAAAUCCAGCCGUCAUCGCAUGAUGGGGACCAGGAUCUGCAGGGCAGCAUUUUUACCGAUUAUUUACCCUAUCCGACGAUUGCCAGGUCAAUAGUUGCAUCCACCAAUUUCAAAAAUGGUUUUUUGGGGACUAAUUUCCAUACGAAUGGUCGCCUGACAUUGACCACUCCCUCUCACCCUUACGACGAGGUGACUGAGCACACAUCAGAACAGUCACAUCCUUGUUAAUGUAUCCGGGAGGCAAAGCCCAAGUGAACGUGAUUUGCUAAGCUGCUACUCACGACAAACAGGUUAUAUUGUGGACCUUGCGAAACUCGUUGCGACUAGUCGCUAAUUUUACUCUGUCGUUACCAAUAAAAGCACUUCCAGUUGACACGCUAUGCACAACCAUCCGUCUCUAAGCAAACGUUGUUUCUCCAAAUGGUUUGUUGCAGUUGCAACUUUCAGUUGCUCCCUGGUUGUUUUAACGAUCCAUCAGAACUCGGAGCAGCUCCAUAUAUCAACACCCCAAGAAUUGAGGAAGUUUGCGUUUAUGAAAAAUCAUAAAUGCGCAGGUACUACGAUUGAAAACAUUAUUUUCAGAUUCGCACACAAAAAUAAGUUGAACGUUGUGUUGCCAAACGGCGGGAACUACCUUUCCACAACUGAGCUUUUCAACCACUCUUCACUCGAUGCCACAAAGUGGAAGAAUGUCGAAUUCGAUAUUUUCUGUUUGCACAAUCGCUGGAAUAAGCAGGAAGUCAUGACGCUGCUACGUGAAGAUGUUCCAGCCUUCACCAUCGUGCGAGACCCUGUCCAAGGGUUUGAAUCCAUGUUUCACUUUCUAGAUCCAAAGCUUCACAAGUUUUAUGGUGUGAAAGAUAUUCACGAUAUGAUUCUCAUCAUUCAGAGUAGGUCACCGUUAACUAAUAAUCAAACGCUAAGUAGACGAAUGGAUGGUAUGAUAGGCCGAAAUCAAAUGGCCUGGGACAUGGGGCUGUCACCCGAAAACUUUGACGAUGAAAUCGUCAUCACGAAAGAAAUUGAGCGACUGGAUCGCGAGUUCGAUCUGGUGGUGGUUGCCAACAGGAUGGAAGAAUCUCUAGUCCUCUUGAAGCAUCUCCUCAACUGGCCUCUCGAAAAUGUCGUUCACCUCAACCUGAACCGAAGAAAACCGGAGAAGUCGUCCGUUCUGAGUGUUGAAGAGAGGAAGGUGCUUUCUGAUUGGCUGGUCGCUGACGUCCGGAUCUAUGAACAUUUCUCCCGUCGAUUCGAAGAAAGAGUAGCGGAAUUCAAUCGGAAACAUUCGACUAUGCCAGCGUUUCUUGCUGCCCUUUUCAAUAUGGAUAGUGCCAUGGAGAGGGAGAGGCAGUUGCUGGAAGAAGCCAAUAAGCAACUUUACGACACGUGUGUUAUUCAAGAGCUGGGUAAUGAAAAGCUGAAAGGGAUAUUCAAGGAGUACAACAACAAUAUUAUGGGGUUCGACGUCAACAGAAACCAUGAAUGGUGUGCCUUUUACGCGAUGAGUGAACCCGCUUAUUUAAAAAUAUUCCAAGAUUUACUUCUUUCCAGAGCAAUGAACCAGUAAGAAAAUAAACGGUAUGAAUUUCAAA
Messenger RNA from Daphnia pulicaria, 2182 nucleotides. Its product is annotated as galactose-3-O-sulfotransferase 2-like. The record is from RefSeq and is a predicted model, not a curated record. The transcript is spliced from 13 exons. Gene Ontology annotation, cellular component: membrane. The coding region runs from base 970 to 2157 and encodes 395 amino acids. NCBI's taxonomy places the organism in Eukaryota, Metazoa, Arthropoda, Branchiopoda, Diplostraca, Daphniidae. Gene Ontology annotation, molecular function: galactosylceramide sulfotransferase activity. Gene Ontology annotation, biological process: glycolipid biosynthetic process.